Molecule: messenger RNA, 785 nt
Organism: Cyphomyrmex costatus
Lineage: Eukaryota; Metazoa; Arthropoda; Insecta; Hymenoptera; Formicidae
Product: midasin
Exons: 3
Coding region: 40-747 (235 amino acids)
Biological process (GO): ribosomal large subunit export from nucleus; ribosomal large subunit assembly
Cellular component (GO): nucleus; preribosome, large subunit precursor
Source: RefSeq, a predicted model, not a curated record
AGAUUAAAGGGUGAUUAUAAAACAGGCAAACGCAUCAAUAUGCGAAAAAUCAUUCCUUAUAUAGCUAGUCAAUUUCGCAAGGAUAAAAUCUGGCUCAGACGCACGAAACCCUCAAAACGUGACUAUCAGAUCGUCCUCGCAUUAGACGAUUCCAGCAGCAUGGCAGAUAAUCAUUCGAAAGAAUUGGCUUUUGAAUCCUUGUCGCUGAUUAGCAAGGCUAUGACAUAUCUUGAAGUGGGACAACUUAGCGUCCUAAGCUUCGGGGAGCAAGUGAAAGUAUUGCAUCCUUUAGAAGAAGCUUUCACAGAACAAAGUGGCUCUAGGCUAAUACAAGAAAUGAAAUUUGAUCAAAAAAAGACGAUGAUUGGACAAUUAGUUGAUUUUACGGUAGAUAUGUUCGAAAGUCAAUGUGCUUCAUCCGAUAAUGCUAAACUGUUGGUAGUAUUAUCGGAUGGUAGAGGAAUAUUUUCAGAAGGAAAAGAAAAAGUGAAUUGUGCUGUCAGGAGAGCCAGGCUUGUAGAUAUUUUCCUAGUAUUUAUAAUAGUCGACAAUCCAAUUAACAAGGAUUCAAUAUUGGAUAUCCGUAUGCCUGUGUUUGAAAAAGGAAAAUUAUUAGGAAUUCGAUCAUAUAUGGAUAAUUUCCCUUUUCCUUUCUACAUGAUUCUUAGAGAUAUAAACACAUUACCAGGUGUUCUGAGCGAUGCUUUACGCCAAUGGUUUGAAGUAGUUGGAAAAAUUGAUACUUAAGAGAGACUUGUAAUAAUUUUAAAUAUUCAGAUUUAAAA